GAGGCUCUGGAACAGCCUGCCCGAGGAAAUCAGGUCAGCUGAGUCAGUGAACUCUUUUAAGUCCCUUCUUAAAACCUUUCCCGAUCUUGUUUGACUUUAUUUUAUCCUUUUUAUUGAGCUCAACACAGACACGGCUAAUCUUUGGGUGUCCCCCACUAUGAAAAUAGUUUUGGAAACUUCUCUUAUUAAAUGAGCAUUUAAAUUCAGGUUAGUCAACCUAUUUAGAAACAUUUAGCUACAGGCAUAAGAACCUCUUAACAGGAAACUAAGACACAACUCCCUCUCAGAAUAUUUCAGCAAUGUUCAAUGACGUGGGUAGGGCCAGGUUUCAUGACACAACACCAGCACACCAGAAAGUGUUUCCUCUCUGUCCAGGUAGAAGUCAUCAGACUCUACACAUAGUCAAAUACUAGAAAACUUUAGUUAUUAGCCACAAAAUCUGUUCACAUUUUCAUCUGAACUGAAGAUUGGGAGAGUGAAGCCAUGGCAAGGAAGGGUUUGUUUGGUUCCUGGUUCUGUGUGCUGGUGGUGUGUUUCCUGGUCUGGCCCGGUCUGGCCCAGGUCCCAGAGCCAGCGCAGUGCCUCGUGUCCGGAAUCUACAAUCUGGUCCGGCUGCCAGAGAGUAAGGACGGGGAGAGCUGCCGGCUGAAUUGCUUUGCAGAGCCUGACUGCCACAUGGCCGUGGUGGCCAGACCUCUCACAGGCCCAGGUCAGUGUCUGCUGGUCAACUGCCUGAACCAGAGCCAAUACUCAUACCCCCGAGAUCCCAGUGCAGAGAUCAGGGUUUACCCCAAGACCACCACUUGCAAUGAUCUCAAGAAAGGCGCACAUGAAGUAGCUGAGGAGAGAUUUCGCUGUUAUGACCUGAUGAAUUACAGCAGCUGUCAGUCGGGGGUUCCCAGAUUCUUCUACAACAGCACCAGUUUCAGGUGCGAGCGCUUCUACGGGGGCUGCGGGUCCAACAGGAACACGUUUGAUACCCAGGAGGGGUGUGAAGCCCUCUGCAAUGAAAAGUUCCGUUGUUAUCGGCCCAUGCUGUAUGGUGCAUGCAGAUUGAACAUGACCAAAUUCUUCUACAACCAGUCGAGUCAGCGGUGUGAGAGAUUUACCUUCAGCGGCUGUGGCUCUAAUGGAAACAUCUUUUCGACUGUGGACGAGUGUGAAAUGCUCUGUGGUGAUGUUAAAGAUUCAACAGCCACUGUUCCUACAGAGACGACAGAAGAACCUGAAUCUACGGAAACAGAUUCUACAGACACUGUUUCUGAAGAGACAGCCCCUACCUUUGUUAUUCUGGCCAUUUCCAUCUUGGCGCUUGUGGCCCUCGUCGUCGUCGCCAUCAUACAGCGCUGCAGACGGUCUCAGAGUCCACCUCCCGACAGUGAAAGGAGGCAGUUGCUUUGAAAUCCAGAUGAGCUAUCUUUUUUGGAGUCUGCGUCUGUCGAGGCGGGUCAUUAAAGGGAACUCUGGUGAUGUUUUGCAAUUUUGUUCUUUGUCCAAAAAAGGCUCAGUAAUUUCCUAAAACAGUGGUUCAUUGAAGUGUCUACCAAACAAACAGGCGGAAGUGCAUUUAUUGGGUACUACUUUCAGAAUCCACAUGUGACUCACUGAUGUGUUUUAGCUCUAAAAGUCCAGACUGAAGUGUAUCAGGAUGAACUGUAAUAACUUUGUUGAUCCUCUGACUUUCCGUCUAGCGCCACCAUCAGUGUCCAACAUUUUAUUUACGAAUACCUUCAGGACUAAUGACAUUCCCAUCAGCUUCAGCUGUGUUUACUGCUAAUGAGCUAAUGUUGGCAUGCUAACAUGCUAAACUAAUAUAGUGAACAUGGUAAACAUCUUCGGGCGCUUCACCCUCACUGCUUGUUUGUUACUGAGUUUAGACUUUGACAAAGUUUAUCAACGAAAAAAUCAACGCUUCUGAAUAAUUUACAUCUUUUAUCUAAAUUAUGGUGGACCCUCUCAUAAUUUUGACUUGAAUUAUUAAUUAAUUAAAUAAUUUCAUUUUAGGUUGACUAUGUAACAACUGUCCAGGGACUACAGAUGAAGAAUAGUCUUUUGGCUGAUUUUCUUCAGUGUUUUAUUACCGUGCACUGUCCCUUCUAAAUGAAACUGAUUAAAUAAAUAAAAAUAUUCAUUAUUAUUAUUAUUUUAUUAAUUUUUUUGAUCAUUAUUUGAUAACACAUUCUCGCUCCCAACUUGUCACAUAUGGACAUUGGCGUUGUUUUUUAACGAGUUGGGCUCCACAGUCAAGUUAGCAAGAAUAAAUAUGCAACGUUCAGUUAGACUUUCAAAAUAAAACUAGUGGUUAACGUUGUGAAACGUCACAAUUUGGUUAGAUUUUGGAAAAGAUUGUGGUUUGGGUUAAAACAACCACGUUACUUAUGUCAGUUAACUUAUGUAAAGCUACGCUACGUAACUAAAAAGAAUCUAUGUUGGGAGUGAGAAUGCUUUUGUGAUUCUGUAUUUGGGUAAAAUUAAGGGAUUUCCUUUUAAUAAAUGUUUUCCUCUGGGUUUAGUUGGCUUUUCAAACCACAUCUGAUUAAUAUUAUUUUUAUUCUUCCUCUGUGAAGUGUCAGCUCUUGUAUUGGUGAAGCUGCUGUUUCAAUCAUUCCUACACAGGUGAUCUACUGAAGUAUUUAUAGAUUUAGUCAUGGCUUUCUAUUAUGGAUCACUUAUUGACUCUUGAAUUGUCAGUGUUGUUGUGUGAUUUUAAGGUUCUUAUGUAUGAUUCAUCAGUCAGAAUAAAAUUUGUGAAUCUUUGAACUGGUUGUUUUUAUUGUUUUACUUUUUUACUUUGUUAAAUAAUUAAUAUUAAAACAACGUUUAUUUCAUUAACAUUUUUCAUUUGAUGAUUAAAACUUGACAUGAA
This is a messenger RNA of Micropterus salmoides (largemouth bass), 2866 nucleotides long. Its product is annotated as papilin-like. Lineage: Eukaryota; Metazoa; Chordata; Actinopteri; Centrarchiformes; Centrarchidae. Gene Ontology annotation, molecular function: serine-type endopeptidase inhibitor activity. The record is from RefSeq and is a predicted model, not a curated record. The coding region runs from base 484 to 1401 and encodes 305 amino acids. The transcript is spliced from 8 exons.